Molecule: messenger RNA, 1197 nt
Organism: Verticillium alfalfae VaMs.102
Lineage: Eukaryota; Fungi; Ascomycota; Sordariomycetes; Glomerellales; Plectosphaerellaceae
Exons: 1
Coding region: 1-1197 (398 amino acids)
Biological process (GO): regulation of DNA-templated transcription
Cellular component (GO): nucleus
Molecular function (GO): zinc ion binding; transcription cis-regulatory region binding; DNA-binding transcription factor activity, RNA polymerase II-specific
Source: RefSeq, a predicted model, not a curated record
AUGAACCAACCCAGACGCGAUCGCCCUGCCAAAGGUAUCAGGCAAGCUUGCGACUCCUGCCAUGCCAAAAAGAUUCGAUGCAUCCGAGCACCGGGAUCGACACCAAAGCCAUGCGAACGAUGCGUGCGGGAACACAUUGAAUGCGUCUUCAGCCCGGCAUUGAAGACUGGGAGGCCCAAAAAAGAAAAGCCUGCCACUACUGGUCACCGCGAGAAUAGCAAUGAACCGUCAACAGCGCCUCUGAAGCCCGUUGUAUUCAGGGCGAUGACCCCCAUCACUCCUUCCACGACCCAGGCGAGUCACGACAGCGUGGAUGCUACUCCUCGGUAUCCGCUGGUCGACACCGCGGCGGCAGAUGACAGCUACGAUGUGGGCCAGGACCAGGACCAGGAAGAUGAAAGGACCCUGGAGGAGCUGUUACCAAAUCUCAGGGGCACACACGACGCUCAGAGCGUUGUUCUUGCUAAGCUUGAGCGCAUGUCAGCUCUGCAGCAACAGCUUCUGAGUAAAAGAAGAAUCCUUACGCCUCUGUUCUCACAACGACCUCCUCCGGGUGUAGCCUUGCGUUCGGACACCCUCCAUGAGCUCCUAGACGUUGCGCGAAAGGUUUCCAACAUGCAUGUCUGGCUCAUGAUGGCCGCCGAACGAUUUUCCUGGCGCAACCGAAUCAUGCACAGCAUGACCGACGACACAUCUUGCAUGAUGCUGGUACUGCCGGCUAUGUUCGUUCUCGAUGUCUUCAUCGAAACCCUACGAUUGGUCUUUCCCUUACCCGACGAGCCUUCAAAUGCACAACUUGCAACGCAGCAAAUGACUGCCGAGGAUGCGCAAGGCAUGGGGCUGCCGGAUCCCAGUCUGAUCAUCUACGUGUCGUCUUUGGCCUCCGACACAGCACUCGUCGACGACCUGAUGAGCAGUCGAUCGGAAGAUGAAUGCCGUAACCCUGUCUCCGAGUUUGUCCUCGUCAAUAUGGUUAAGGAACAACACGACAAGCAACGUCACGCGUGCGAUGCCGUCAGCGCGACACUUCCCCGCAAACAUUCCGCACCUGGGGCUCAGGAGUUGAUGGCGGUGCUUCUGGCACAGUACUCUGCCAAGCUGGAUCUUGUUCGAGGCGAGGUUUCCAGAGUUGAGACCAUCGGAGAAGAUACCCCAAUGCAUCACUCGGCGGUCGGGACAGUGUCAAGUAAAUCCUGA